Messenger RNA from Cadophora gregata, 1756 nucleotides. RefSeq lists its product as uncharacterized. Gene Ontology annotation, molecular function: molybdate ion transmembrane transporter activity. Lineage: Eukaryota; Fungi; Ascomycota; Leotiomycetes; Helotiales; Ploettnerulaceae. Gene Ontology annotation, cellular component: membrane. Bases 341 to 1672 code for a protein of 443 amino acids. The transcript has 3 exons. Gene Ontology annotation, biological process: molybdate ion transport. The record is from RefSeq and is a predicted model, not a curated record.
GUUCUAAUAAGGUACGGAUUACACGCGGUCUAACCAAAAUGACUGCUCCUCUCUCGUUCAAGAACUCUACAUGGAGCUGCACCUCAAAGGUCAGGCGAAAGAGUAGCAACAGCUAUGAAGCUCUACCCUGCGCGCUUCGUCUCAGAGUUCCGGCUCGGCGUCUCACACAUGUCGAUGGGAUGACAUGUUUUGUUUGAAGUACCACAUAUUUGUUUGUGCUGAAAGAUCGCUCUGUCGAUCGCAACAUUUCUCAUUAUUAAAGCUAUCUGUUCUACUCGAUUUCUACUUUCUUUCGUUAUUCCUAUUCCAGCGCUGGCAGCUUCCCUUAUAAACCAUCAUCAUGAACUUCUACGAUUCAGCGUUCCUUCUGCUGGUGACAGGAUGUGGUCUCCUAAGCUGGCGGCAAUAUUACACUGGGGAGAAAUCACCAGAAGAGAAAUCGUCGAAUCAUUCAAUGGUUACGCCGCGAGCAAAAGCAGAAGCUAGCCAGUUCACGCGCCUUUUCCUCACAGUGUACUGUCUAGUGAUGGGAUCAGAUUGGCUUCAGGGACCCUAUGUAUACAGCUUAUACAAAGAUCAAUUCGGACUUCCAGAACGAACAGUUGCAGCCCUCUUCACAACGGGAUUUCUAUCAGGCGGAAUAAGCGGAUAUUUUGUUGGCCAAUUCGCUGAUCGAUAUGGCCGCAAGACCGCAUGUUUGGUCUUUUGCAUCACCUACUCCAUAGCUUGCUUGUCGACGCUCAUCCCAAGCGUUCCAGCUCUAUUCUUCGGUCGAGUCUUCGGUGGUCUAAGCACGAGCUUGAUGUACAGUGCCUUUGAAAGCUGGAUGGUCACUGAAUAUCACAAGCGGCAAAUGGACAAGGCAGGGUCGAGUCUGAGCGGCAUGUAUGGGAUCAUGACAACACUGAACAGUAUUGUUGCAAUCUUAUCUGGUGUGUUCAGCGAGUGGCUGGUCAAUUUCACCCACACGAAACGAGCUCCCUUUAUGGCCGGCGCCGCCUUGUUGAUGGUCGCCUUCUGGAUCAUCUUAGUCUGCUGGACCGAGAAUUACGGCGACAGUCACUCAUCCUCUGAAUCAUCCACUCCCCCAAAAGAUGCCCUCAAAACCUGCUUCACAGACAAACGCAUCCUUACUCUCGGGCUCGCAUCUUGCUUUUUCGAAGGCAGCAUGUAUCUGUUCGUGUUCUUCUGGACGCCGGCCCUCAAAGCCGCUCAAUCACUCGCAAAAUCCCCCGAAUUACCACUCGGCAUGAUCUUCGCCUGCUUCAUGGGCUCUGUCAUGGCCGGCUCUCUAGCCUUUAAUCUCCUCGUAUCCAAAUACCAGCUGAUCUCCCACGCCCGUAUACUAACCAUAAUAUUCGCCACCGCGAGCAGCAGUCUGCUCAUCACGGUCGUAGUGAGAGAUGAGGGGAUGACAUUUUGGAGUUUCUGUGUCUUUGAAGCGUGUGUGGGCAUGUAUUGGCCGAGCGUGGGAUAUCUGAAGGGAAGGUUUAUUGAUGAUGGGAUAAGGGCGAGGAUUUAUGGGAUGCUGAGGAUUCCCUUGAAUGUCUUUGUUGUGGUGGCCCUGUCCUUGAUCAAGGAGGGCCCAGAGUAUCGGAAUUUGGUCUUCAUGACUUGCAGCGGAUUGCUGGUACUGACCUCGGGUAUUUUCCAUCACUAUGUUAGUGAUUGAGUAGGUCAGCAUAAGUAGAGGCGAGCACAUACAGUAAUUUUAUAACACUUGGAUCAAAAAUGUAAAUGUUUGGCCUGAAAUAGC